Messenger RNA from Cuscuta europaea, 1860 nucleotides. NCBI's taxonomy places the organism in Eukaryota, Viridiplantae, Streptophyta, Magnoliopsida, Solanales, Convolvulaceae. The record is from the annotation of a GenBank genome assembly.
CGAGUCCACCCCUAGGUAGGAUGCCUCAUGCCAUAGAAAUGUACUCUGCCUUUUCUUUCUUCGGUCACCCAUUUCGAGAUUUCCCAUCUUCCACCGCAAGUACUGUUGCAGUAGGUUUCAUCAUCAGCGCCUAAAACCAAUAAAAAUCCGAACCCACCUUGCGAUAUCCAGUUUAUCAUUUUUCAUUUUCAUUACAAGGAAAAUAACACUUUUUCUCUCUAUCUGGAACUGCUAACGAGCAAUUAAUGAUGGAUUCCCAAGACUCCCACCAUCCACAGGCUCAAUUCCACCACGCGCAACCACCGCAAUCCGGCCACACCAUGAUGGCCGCACUACCGCACCAGUCGAACUCUUAUGGCAUGCCCAACAAUGCCAUGAUGCAACAACAGCAAUCUAUUCAGCAGCAGCAAAGCCCUCGUUUUCCUUUCAAUUCCAUGAUGGGUUCGGGUUCGGUUCAGCCGCCCACCGCCGUGGACUACGCCGACGGAUCUUCCCAGAGGACUACUGGGUUCGGCAUUGAGCCCACCACCAAGAAGAAGAGAGGACGCCCCAGAAAGUACUCUCCUGACGGCGGUAUUGCUCUGGCCCUUUCUCCCGCGCCCGUCUCUCCGAUUUCCUCGAUGGCAGGCCAUGGAGAUUCUGGCGUUGGGACAGGGACUAGUAGCGCUGCCCCGAAUAACUCCUCGGAGAAUCAGCUGAAGAAGGCCCGGGGGAGGCCUCCGGGCUCCAGGAAGAGGCAAUUGGACGCCGUUGGGUCGACUGGAAUUGGUUUCACUCCCCAUGUAAUCACUGUGCAAGCUGGAGAGGAUGUUGCUAAAAAGAUUACAACUUUCUCACAGCUUGGACCAAGAACGGUUUGCAUUCUGUCAGCAAGUGGUUCUAUAUGCAAUGUCACCCUUCGCCAACCAGCCGCAUGUGGAGGUGCUGUCACAUUAGAGGGCCGGUUUGAAAUAAUAUCUUUAUCCGGUUCAUUCUCACCAUCAGACAGUAAUGGAAACAGCAGAACAUGUGGGUUGAGUGUGUCACUGGCUGGGGCAGAUGGUAAGGUUGUAGGUGGUGGAAUUGCAGGAAUGCUUACAGCAGCUGGACCAGUACAGGUAAUUGUUGGUAGCUUCAUUGCUGAUGGCAAAAAGAGAAAGUAUAAGCGGUCUUCCUCUUCCACGCCGCCAUCAUCAAAUAUAGUGGGUGCACCCCAAGUCAUGGCAGGAUCUAGCCCCCCUUCAGAGGAUGACGGCUCAAGCGAGUCUUCUGAGGAAAAUGGCGGUAGCCCUCUUAAUCAUCAUCAGCAGCAGGAGCAGCAGCAUCAUGGUCCUCCCCCAGCAUAUGGUAAUAAUGUAACCCAACCGAUCCAAAGUUUGCCAAUGUAUGGAAAUAUGGGCUGGCCCAACUCUACUAUGUAAACUGCGGUGGCGUAGUUUACUUGUUGGUUCUCCCUCAAGUGAGAGUUACUUUUGAGGUUGCAGAAAUGGCUAACGUGAAGUAGACUGGGUGGCCUCUCUAUCUCAAUGUUUUGUUGUUGAGCGUUCGGCUUCUUGGCUCUGAAAAGUAUGUCCUGUUUUCCAUUAGCGCACAGUGAAUGGUAUUUUUGUUUGUUUGAUGUUCUUAGUUGAUUGGUAAAAUGAGUAGGUUUAUUUAUUUAUUUAUAAGGAUGAGGAUUCGGAGACCAUGAUGCUAUGCUUAUUUAGCAAGUAUUAGUUGUCUGUCUGACUAUACUCUAUCUAGGAUCUUCAAUUACUUUAGCGCAGAACCAUAGAUUACAUUCACAUAAAAAAUCAGAGCACAAUGAGUUACGUUGGUGUCUCCUGAUUUGGUGCUAUACUAGCUUCUGUUAAUAUUACUGCAUUCCUUGCCAGAAGUUUC